AUGCCUACCAUUAAUGAUUAUCGAUUUGAGUCAGUCCGUUUGGACAGUUACAAAAUCUUGCCAUAUUUGUGGAAAGUGGAGCCAGAAAAACUCGCAGCGGCUGGAUUUUAUUAUACAGGCGAAAGCGACAAUGUGAAAUGCUUCAUGUGCAACGUAAUAUUAUGUGAAUGGAAACUAAAAGAUGAUCCGUUUGCCGAUCAUCAACGGGAAUCUAGACAAUGUGAAUUUAUUAGAAAUAUUCCAUGCGGCAAUGUACCGAUCGGUACGGAUCCUAGAAGAAUUCCGACACCAAUGUUUAAUAAAGGAAUAUGUAUACUUGAAAAAUCUUUUGAAUCUCAACCGAUGUUUGACCUUCCUUCCAAUCAAAAUUAUGAAAAUCUAGAGGUAGUAGAAAGAGGGGCUUAUUGGUUAGAACAGUUAGUAGGCCAAAAUUCCUUUAAACCGAAUUAUUUAAUUCUAUUUUCCGAGUAUAAUGUUAGAUUAGCAACGUAUGACAAAUGGCCUAAAUCAAAGUCACAAGCUGAAAAACUAGCAGCUGCUGGAUUCUGUUAUUUGGGAUAUAGCGACCAAACAGUAUGUUAUUACUGCGAUGGAAGAUUAAAGAAUUGGGAGCCGAAUGAUGAUCCUUGGGCAGAACAUGCCAAAUGGUUCCACUACUGUCAUCAUCUAAUUAUAAGUAAAGGGACGGAAUUUAUAAACAAUAUUACUGGGACAUCGUACAUCAAAAUAGUAAACAUUUAAUAAAAAAUAGACAAUUUAAAUCAUAAAAUGGAAGAAAUAUGUGAGGAACUUGAUAUAAGUGAGACAAUUAAUAGUGGAAGCUCACAAAAUAUAAUUACUGCUAAAGAACCUAAUACAGAAGUAAGUAGUGUAUCGCAUGAAGCCAGCAGCAAAGAACAGUGA
Messenger RNA from Cyphomyrmex costatus, 903 nucleotides. Its product is annotated as baculoviral IAP repeat-containing protein 3-like. Gene Ontology annotation, biological process: regulation of cell cycle. The record is from RefSeq and is a predicted model, not a curated record. Gene Ontology annotation, cellular component: cytoplasm; nucleus. The transcript is spliced from 2 exons. Lineage: Eukaryota; Metazoa; Arthropoda; Insecta; Hymenoptera; Formicidae.